AUCUGUGGAUCCAGAGCAGCAGCUGCUACAGCUCUUGGCUCAGUGUGUGGUGACAGUCUGCUCUGAAGAUGGCAGCCAGGGGGCUCUGGGGCGGCCUCAGCCUGCUCCGAGUGCUAUGGUGUCUCCUCCCGCAGACAGGCUACGUGCACCCUGAUGAGUUCUUCCAGUCACCUGAGGUCAUGGCAGAGGACAUCCUGGGCUUACAGGCCACACGGCCCUGGGAGUUUUACCCCAGCAGCUCCUGCCGGACAGUGGUCUUCCCACUGCUGACUUCUGGUUCUACCUUCUGGCUGCUCAGGCUCUGGGAAGAGCUGGGGCUCCGGCCUGGCCGGGUGAGUGGCUAUGCACUCCUGGUGGGGCCCCGGCUCCUUCUCACUGCCCUCUCCUUUGCCUUGGACGGGGCCGUGUACCACCUGGCCCCACUGUGGGGGGCAGAUCGUUGGAACGCCCUUGUCCUGCUGUCUGGUUCCUACGUCAUCCUGGUCUUCUACACAAGGACUUUCUCCAAUGCCAUCGAGGGACUGCUCUUCACGUGCCUGCUGAUGCUGGUGUCCCCCCAGGCAGCACGGAGCCACACACCCAAGAUGCCUGCUCCAGGUCCUCGGUGGCACAGCUGGCUUCUUGGCAGCAUCGUGGCUGCUGGCUUCUUCAACCGGCCCACCUUUCUGGCAUUUGCUCUGGUCCCCCUCUUCCUCUGGGGCUCUCGGGGAGCCAUGAACCCUGGCUUCAAGUCCCUGAUCUGGGAGGCCCUGCUGCUGCUCCCAGGGAUGGCCCUCACUGCAGUGGUGUUUGUGGCCUCGGACAGCUGGUACUUCUCCAGCCUCUCUGGAUCCAGCACCCUAGUGCUUACGCCUGUUAACUUCUUGCACUACAACCUGGAUCCCCACAAUCUGGCAAAGCAUGGCACACACGCGCGGCUCACUCACCUGGCAGUCAACGGUUUCCUGCUCUUUGGGGUACUGCAUGCGCAGGCCCUGUGGUCUGCAUGGCAACAGCUACAAGUCUGCCUCCAGGCCUUUGCCCAGGUGGGCCUCCGAAGGAGGCUAGGUGCACAUGGCUCGCUGUCCAGCCCCAGGUCUAGCCUCCUCCUCCUGUACUUCACACCCCUGGCCCUGUUGUCUGCCUUUAGCCAUCAGGAGGCUAGGUUCUUGAUCCCCCUCCUGGUCCCUGUGGUCCUGCUCUGCAGUCCACGGACACAGCCUGUGCCCUGGAAGGGGGCUCUGGUCCUUUUCAAUGUCCUAGGUGCCCUCUUCUUUGGCUGCCUGCAUCAGGGGGGCCUGGUGCCCAGCCUGCGGUACCUGGAGCAAGUGGUCCACACACCUGUGCUCCCGAGCAUGCCCACCCACUACACACUCCUCUUCACCCAUACCUACAUGCCCCCCCAACACCUCCUCCACCUCCCAAGCCUGGGCUCUCCUGUGAAGGUGGUAGACAUGGGUGGGACCGAGGACUGGGUCCUAUGCCAAGCCCUCAACAAUCUCACUAGACAACCAGCCUGCCAAGGGGCCGGGGGACCGUGGCUCUGCCGCCUCUUUGUGGUGACCCCUGGCACCACGAGGCGUGCCGUGGAGAAGUGCAGCUUCCCCCUCAAGAAUGAGACACUCAUAUUUCCCCACUUGACCCUGGAGGAUCCACCAGCCCUGUCAUCUCUGCUGAGUGGGGCCUGGAGGGACCACCUCAGUCUCCACAUCGUGGAGCUGGGAGAGAAGCCUGACAACACAGCAGAGCAGCCACUGCCCAGGAUUCGGCCAUAA
Messenger RNA from Lepus europaeus (European hare), 1754 nucleotides. RefSeq names its product phosphatidylinositol glycan anchor biosynthesis class Z (gene PIGZ). Gene Ontology annotation, molecular function: alpha-1,2-mannosyltransferase activity. Lineage: Eukaryota; Metazoa; Chordata; Mammalia; Lagomorpha; Leporidae. The record is from RefSeq and is a predicted model, not a curated record. Gene Ontology annotation, cellular component: endoplasmic reticulum membrane. Gene Ontology annotation, biological process: GPI anchor biosynthetic process. The coding region runs from base 69 to 1754 and encodes 561 amino acids. The transcript is spliced from 2 exons.